Schistosoma spindalis is the source of this 1937-nucleotide messenger RNA. Lineage: Eukaryota; Metazoa; Platyhelminthes; Trematoda; Strigeidida; Schistosomatidae. The record is from the annotation of a GenBank genome assembly.
UUUAAUACGAAAAAUGCAAAAACCACUUUCUAACGAUUUGGUUGAAGUUUUAAUUAAACCAAAUAAUAUGAGAACAGCAAUUGAAAUAAGGCAUAUAGCAUUAUGGUUUAAAGAAAAUAUUCUGGCAUUUAAAGAUGUUUCUGUAGAGAUACUCAUGAAACUGGUAGCUGAAUGUAAGGCAGAAUUCAAAUAUCCCCAUGACAUAAUAAUUCGAGAAGGUGAUAUUGGUGACUGCAUGUAUAUAUUACUCUCUGGUCGUGUAUCGGUUCAUUAUCGUGGAGAUCAAAAUGCUGUAAUAAAUGAAGAGAUACAUGAAUUGAUGAAUGUUAAAUCCAACAGUUUUAUACCCGUCAAACAAAAUGUUUCAGACAUCAUCAACCAAGAGUUCGGACCUCAAGUUGGUCAACUAGAAGCUGGUUCAGUAUUUGGUGAAGUUGCAUUAAUUGAAGAUUGUUUAAGAACUGCAAGUAUUUUAGCCUUACCAAAUACUAAUGAAUUCAAUCAACAUGAAUCAUCAUUCAAUCAUCAUGAUCAUCAUCAGCAACAACAACAAUCAUCAUCAUCAUUAACAAAACAAUCAGAGAAACAAUCUGUUUGUUUAGUAAAUAUUUCAAGAACAUUAUAUAAUAAUACUGUACGGAUAGCAAUUGAAAAUGAAUUUCAUGAAAGAAUAAAAUUUGUUAAAAAUAUAAUUUAUUUUCAACAUUUAUCUGAUAAAAUACAAAAACAAAUUGCUAUGAGUUUAGAAAAACAAAAAUAUGAAUAUAAUCAAGUGGUUUUAAAACAAGGAAGUUCGUUCAAUGGUUUAUAUUUUGUUUACAGAGGUGAAUUGCGAGUAACACUUCAUGUUAAGCAAUAUCGAACAUCAACAACUUAUCGAAAUAAUUAUAGAUCUGUAAAAUAUGAUCUACCAUUGAUAACUGGAUCCAACCCAAUUACACCUGAGAAAACAGGAUCAUUAUGUAUUGGUGAUAUAGAAUUUUUAUUAAAAUAUCCAAAUUACUUAUUUACUAUAAUAUCAAAUACAUCAUAUACAAUAUUAUAUUAUAUGAAUAGAAAAAAUGCAGAAAGAUAUUUAUUUGGUUUACAUAUAAAAUAUAAUUAUUAUGAAUUAUUAAUGAUACAAUUAACAAUUAAUAAAUUUUCACAAUUCAUUCAAUUAAGAUUACAUAAUCUUAUUCAUUAUGUACCAAAUAAUUAUAAAAUUAUUUUAUUAAAUUUAUUAAAUAAUUUAAUAAAUAAUAAAUUCAAUCAAGAAAAAUAUAAAAAAUUUAAUAAAAUUAAAAAAAAUUUAAAAAAUAAUUAUAAUUUAAUAAAUUUUAAUCAAACUUUUAUUGAUCAAUAUAAAUAUAAUAAUAAAUUAUUUCAUGAAAAAAAUAAAAAAAUAAAACAAGAAAAAAAUUUUUCUAAUAAAAUCAAUGAAACAUUAGAUGAUACUAAUAAUAAUUUAUCAUUUAAUAACUUAAUGAAAUUUAAUGAAAAUUCAUUGAAUUCAUUAAAUAUUGAUCAAUUACAGUUUAAUUCAUUAAAUAAAUCAAUAAAUAGAAAUGAAUUAAUAGAAAUAAUUCAUUCAAAUUUACCAUAUGAUUAUAAAUUAAAUGCUGGACGUUUAUUACAACAAUUAUAUAAUCAUAAAUUACAAAUAAAAAUUGAAAAUUUUAUUAAAAAUUUAAAUGAUUUUAAAUUAAAUCAAUUAAAUGAAAAUAGUACACAAAUAAAUUAUUAUCCAAUAAUUUCUGAACAGGCACAUGAGUCAGAAAAGUCGUCUUUGAUGACCCAUAAAAGAAGACUUCCACCAUCGUUUGUUGGUAUGUGUAAUUGGUUACCAAAUAUGUAAAGAAAAACUAACAAGAGGAGUAAAAUAUAGAUUGUUGUUCUAAAUGAAACUGUUUUAUGAUUAAAUUUUCAUAGAAAUAUAUAUUUCUCAAGAGUCUUAA